Phytophthora infestans T30-4 is the source of this 1624-nucleotide messenger RNA. Its product is annotated as acyltransferase, putative. The record is from RefSeq and is a predicted model, not a curated record. The transcript is spliced from 3 exons. Lineage: Eukaryota; Oomycota; Peronosporomycetes; Peronosporales; Peronosporaceae. Gene Ontology annotation, molecular function: glycerone-phosphate O-acyltransferase activity; glycerol-3-phosphate O-acyltransferase activity. Gene Ontology annotation, cellular component: endoplasmic reticulum membrane. Bases 1 to 1533 code for a protein of 510 amino acids. Gene Ontology annotation, biological process: phospholipid biosynthetic process.
AUGCUGUCUACGCUACUAUGGCUUGCGCUGGCCGUCGUGGUCCUUGCUACACAGGGCUACAAGAUGGUGGCGCGCUUCCUGCGACUAUUGCUACACACUUACUUCCGCAAAAUCGUGGUUUACGGACUCAACAACUUCCCGCGUGAGGGGCCUGUGAUCCUGUGCCCGAACCACCCCAACAUGCUUGUGGACGCCAUUCUCGUCAUGACCGAGGCCGUAAGUCACGGUCGCAAUCCGUACGUAUGGGCCAAGGGUUCGCUGUUCAGCAACCCUGUCGCCGCCUUCUUCCUCAAGAAAUUCGGCGCCGUGCCGGUCUAUCGUCCGCGGCGCAAAGAGGACAGUCUCGCCGACGUGGACUCAGAUAAGACUCCCGAGCAACUGGAGGCGGCCAACCGCAAAAUGUUCGAGCAUACGUGGCAUGUACUUGCUGGGGGCAACGUCAUGGUGCUUUUCCCUGAAGGAACAUCGUACACGGCUCCAAAGAUGCUGUCACUGCGUACGGGUGUUGUGCGUGUCGCGACGGGUUUCGCUAAGCAUUAUGACCAACCUAUCCCGAUCAUCCCGCUAGGUCUCAACUACUUCAACAAAGACCACUUCAGGAGCCAGAUGACGCUGGAAUUCGGUCCACCGAUGGUGAUCACGCCCGACAUGGUGCAAACUGAAGCUUUCCAACAGGACGAACAUGGCGAGGUGAAGCGUCUGACCCUGGAGCUAGAGGAGCGCAUGCACGAUGUGACUUUGAAUGCAUCUGACUUCAGCACUAUCCACGCUGCGCGAAUGAUGCGACGCCUCUAUCUAAACACUCCUGGCCCCAUUGACACCAACAAAGAAGUCCGUUUGACACAGUACAUUAUCAAUAUGCUGGAGAAGGAGCCCCAAGACGACGAGCAAAAGGAGCGAAUCGCUACGAUCCGUGAAAAAGUUCUUCGAUACAAAGAGCAAUUGGAAAAGCUGCGGUUGAAAGACCAAGAGGUGAAUUUGCCGAUGCCCAAAGAGAAAUCGCUUUUGCAACUGUUUUUGGAGCGGAUUCUGUACCUGCUUGUGCUGCUGCCACUGGCCACGCCCGGGCUUUUGUUGAAUUUACCCUACUAUUUUAUUGGAACGAAGAUGAACAGCCUCGCAGGAUUCGUGGAAUCCAAGUCGAUGUUCAAGAUCUUCGCUGCUGCUGUGUUGGUGCCUGUACAUUGGCUCGUACUGAUCCUUGCAACUUGGUAUUUCCUCGGAUCAUCGUAUGCGUAUGUGCUGGCUGUUGGUUUGCCGCUGCUGCUGUACUCGCACAUCCGCGUACUGGAAGAGAGCCGCUCCAUCGCCGAGAACGUGUAUUUCCUCUUCAACAUCACAGCUCACGCCGAUAAGGUGGCGGUGCUUCGAACGGAACGGGAGCUGCUAGCGCAAGAAGUCCACGAGCUUGUGACUAAGUACGUCGAUGCCAAGUUUCUCUCAGCCAUACACAAGUCUCUAGCGAGCUCGCCCGUGAACAGACGAUUGCGCCACCGUGCCUCCUCCACCAGCGACACACUGCUUACUACAUAGAUGACGACACUCGAGUAGUGCUGCAUAAUUUGCGUAGACCUAGACCAGACACGUUUUACUAAUGCACGGGCUCCCUGCAGGAUCCAUAAAA